Messenger RNA from Clarias gariepinus (North African catfish), 1910 nucleotides. It is a transcript of the gene cirsr, whose product is annotated as corepressor interacting with RBPJ, CIR1. The coding region runs from base 213 to 1733 and encodes 506 amino acids. The record is from RefSeq and is a predicted model, not a curated record. NCBI's taxonomy places the organism in Eukaryota, Metazoa, Chordata, Actinopteri, Siluriformes, Clariidae. The transcript is spliced from 10 exons. Gene Ontology annotation, molecular function: transcription corepressor activity. Gene Ontology annotation, biological process: negative regulation of DNA-templated transcription. Gene Ontology annotation, cellular component: nucleus.
CUAAUCACAUUCCUUUAUAUAUCUAACACGAACAGCAUUUCGCACAUCAUUAAAGAAAUUGCCCGUAUGUGAGUCGGCUCUUACCUUUCACUUUAAAGAGCCGAAUUAAAUAACCGACUCGUUCGCGAACGAAGCAUUACCAACAAACAGGCCAAGUUGUUGCUACUUUGCGACUGUUUUUUUUCCUGUGGCGUUAUCAUCCGCGUUCAGCCAUGGGGAAGUCGUUUGCCAAUUUUAUGUGCAAGAAGGAUUUUCAUCCAGCCUCAAAAUCCAACAUAAAGAAGGUAUGGAUGGCAGAGCAGAAAAUAACCUUCGAUAAGAAGAAGCAGGAGGAGCUCAUGCAGGCGUAUGUGAAAGAGCAGGAGACCUACAACAACAGACUGCUGAUGGGGGAUGACCGAGUAAAAAAUGGCCUGAAUUUUAUGUAUGAAGCUCCUCCUGGUGCAUCCAAAGAGGAAACCAAAGAGGAAGGAGAUGCUGAGUACAAGUUUGAGUGGCAGAAGGUUGCUCCUCGUGAAAAGUAUGCUAAAGAUGACAUGAACAUCAGAGAUCAGCCCUUUGGGAUCCAGGUGCGGAAUGUGCGGUGUAUUAAGUGUCAUAAGUGGGGUCAUGUGAACACAGACAGGGAGUGUCCUCUCUUUGGCCUGUCUGGAAUCAACGCCAGUUCUGUAGGAAAUGAAGAAGCUGGCCCGUCGAUGCACCCCUCCGAGUUAAUGGCAGAGAUGCGGAACAGUGGGUUUGCGCUGAAGAAAUGUGUCCUUGGGAGGAACGCCACUGUUUGUGAUCCAGCACAGGGGUUUGUGGCCAGUGAGGAGGAAGAGGAUCCUGAAGUUGAGUUUCUUAAAUCUUUAACAACAAAGCAGAAACAGAAGCUUCUCAGAAAACUUGAUCGUAUAGAAAAGAAAAAGGACAAAAAGAAGAAGAGUAAUAAAGAUAAAAAAAAGAAACAUAAACAUAAGAAAAAGACGGCGGGGAGCUCCUCCAGUAGCACCUCGGACAGCAGUAGUAGCUCUGAGUUUGAAAGGCACAAAGCUAAAAAGGAGAAGAAGGGAAAAAAGAAGAGGAGAGACUCGUCAAGUGAGAGCAGUUCUGACAGUGAGGGUGAAGGAAGACAAGGAAGAAAAAACAAGAAGCCUUUAAAUAGAAACCACAGUCCAAGUGCUGAUUCUAAACAUAGCCGAGACAAGAAUGCUCACACACUGUCAGAGGAGCAGGACAGAGGAUGGAAAAAAUGUCAGAGGUCACCACAUAGGAAAGAAAGCCAUCAGGAUGAGAGCAAAGAGGGAGAAUGGAGAAAUAAGGACAGUGAGAGAAGAGGUGGUGAAAGAGAGAGGAGUGAACAUGGAAUCAGCAAACCCAAGGACCGGGAGAGAAAAAGGAGUGUAAGUAGAGAGGAAGUAUGGAAAACGAGGGAGACUGAAAGGGUAAGGCAGAGUGAAAAUAGUGCCAGGCAAAGAAGUGUUAGUAAUGAUUGCAAUUCUGCCACACGAAGAAGUCAAAGCCGGGAUAGACAACGAGAGGACGAUGCAAGAAAAAAAGGGAGGAGUGAUGGCUUUGAGCGAAGCAGACAUGGUAAAGGAAGGAGUACGAGUAGGGAAAGGGAGAGAAUCAGGAGUAGGGAACGAACAAGAGGAAGGUUUGGGAGCAGAGAAAGAGUCAUGAACAGGAGUAAGGAAACAGUGAGGGUCAGGAAGGACAGGAGCAGAAGUCCUAGUUGGGGCAAUACGAAAUGAAGAGGGAGAAGCUGAGAUUGUCUUUUCUUAUUUGGUCUAAUGUGUAAUUUGUAUUUUAAUGGAAAACUGUAUUGUGCAUACAAUGACUUUUACUGUGGUUAAUUCUUUAUUUUGCCUCAAUAGAGUAUGUGGUGUAAAUUAGAAUUGGAAUCUAAUUAAACCUUUCCUUUCAUUCCA